Mercurialis annua (annual mercury) is the source of this 963-nucleotide messenger RNA. RefSeq lists its product as uncharacterized. The transcript has 2 exons. Bases 1 to 963 code for a protein of 320 amino acids. The record is from RefSeq and is a predicted model, not a curated record. NCBI's taxonomy places the organism in Eukaryota, Viridiplantae, Streptophyta, Magnoliopsida, Malpighiales, Euphorbiaceae.
AUGGCAAACAUGAAUUACAGGCAAGAAGAAUCAAUCUCCGUUUCCAGUCCUUAUUUUCUGCAUCCAGGUGAGAAUCCCUCACUUGUUCUAGUUUCAACUUUACUUGAUGGAGGUAACUAUCAUAAGUGGUAUAGAUCGAUGAGAAUGGCUUUAUUGUCAAAGAAUAAGUUCAAAUUUGUAGAUGGAUCUAUUUCAGUUCGAAAUAGAGAUGAUGUUUCUUUUGAAAUCUGGGAGAGAUGUAAUACUAUGGUGAUGUCUUGGCUUUAUAGAGCAGUUACAAGUACCAUUGAUGAGAGCAUUUCUUGUUUAGAUUCAGCUUAUGAGAUAUGGAAUGAUUUGAGAGAUAGAUUUUCACAGGGAGAUAAUUACAGAAUAGGUGAUUUGCAGGAAGAGAUUUACACAUUUCAACAAAGUAAUUUGUCAAUUACUGAGUACUACACUCAUCUCAAGACUCUGUGGGAUGAAUUACAGAUUUACCUAUUUGUAAGGGACAAUCAAUCAAGUGAUCAGUCUAUUAAGUUUCUGAGAGGUCUCAAUGAAAACUUUGCUCAUGUGAGAUCUCAAAUACUGAUGAAUGAGGUAUUGCCUCCCAUUAACAAGGUAUUUUCACUUUUGAUUCAACAUGAGAGACAAUUGAACAAUCCUGGAAGGCAAGCUAAUUCUGAGGCUAGUAUUUUUGCUGCAAAAUCUAGCUUCCAGAAUCAAUAUGAAACUGAGUCCAGUUACUCUGAUGGAAAUCAGUUGAUUGGAUAUGAGUCCAACAUCAAUUAUGUGAGAGGAAGAGGUACACCAGUUUAUAGGGGAAGAGGCACCUAUAGACCACCUUUUAAUAGUGGUUUUCAAGCAAAUAAGUUGAAAAUGUGUUCAUAUUGUGGCUACAGUGGACACACAGUUGAGAUUUGUUACAGGAAGCAUGGGUACCCUCCAGGAUUUCAACCUAAAUACAAAUCAGAUAAUUAUUGA